AUGGCAACCGCUUCACCAGCACCCCGGACCCCGGGUCGGACUCAGCCUUCCGCAGAAGUCCCUCCUGUCGUCACGGACACCAAAGACCAACGCCGAACAUCUUCUUUGGGUUUUCUUCGUCGCUCCAAGUCUAUUGAAAUUCUAGGCGAAAGACGCUCGUCCGGAAGCAAGAACGGAAAGAAGAUGCCGAAGGCUCAGACGGCGGAAGAAGAAGCUCGCCGCCAGCGCGAGUCAAUGAUGUAUCAACAACCCCCGCGUCUACCUGAUCUCUCGCCGGCCCCAGUUCUUGAGACCUUUGGCGGCGAUGAGCGCCGGGACACUGUUACUGCACUUGCAAGCCAGCCCGACUCAGCUCAGCAGCAAGCUGUGCCCCGCAGUACGAUAAGCACGCCAGUUGCCCCAGAGCCGAGCGACGCCUAUGCACGAGCAGAGAGCAUGACACACCGUGGACGCUAUAGCUACGCAAGCAGUGCCGUUAGUACCGUCAACAAUCCGCGUCGGCUGCGUCGGCGCAAGGAUCCCACCCCGUACAAUGUCCUUGUUGUCGGCGCAAGCAACUCGGGCAAGACCUCGUUUCUCAAUUUCCUCAAGAAAUCCUUGGAAUUGCCGCCGCAUAAGCACCCCUCCCGUUUGCCAGAGGAAAUCGCAUACCAGGCUCGCCAAUCCCCCGCCAAUGAGGGCUACGUUUCCCACUAUCUGGAGACAGAGAUCGACGGCGAACGAGUCGGUCUGACCCUCUGGGACUCUCAAGGUCUGGAGAAGAACAUUGUUGACAUCCAGCUACGAGGGGUGACUGGGUUCCUGGAAAGUAAGUUCGAGGAAACGCUAAGUGAGGAAAUGAAGGUUGUUCGGUCACCUGGAGCUCGCGACACCCAUAUCCAUUGCACCUUUUUGAUCCUGGAUCCAGUCCGCUUGGAUCAGAAUAUAGCGGCUGCAGAGCGGGCUGCGCAGGGAACCCCAAGGGCAACUGAUACACCUGUCAUUGGUGUUCUCGACGAGCGUCUUGAUGUUCAGGUCCUGCGAACCAUAGUGGGCAAGACCACCGUUGUUCCGGUUAUCAGCAAGGCCGAUACAAUCACCACUGCCCACAUGGCUUACCUCAGGAAGGCUGUCUGGGAUAGCUUGAAGAAAGCCAAUAUUGACCCGCUGGAGAUCCUUUCUUUGGACGACCAGGAAGAGUACACAUCUUCUGAGAGCGAUGAUGAGGACGAGGAGGCGCAAGGUCAAGAUACCGAACAGGAUGCGGAGGCCAGCGCUGCGAACGAGGAAGGUGCAGAGGCCCGGUCUCCACGUUCGCCCUCCCAGCGCAGCCAGGACACGCGCAAGUCUUCCGGUUCCCAAGCCGUCGUUCAGCAUAUUCCUUUCACCAUCUUGUCUCCUGAUCCACAUUCGCUAAGGGCUGGCGACGAGCCUGUUGGGCGCAAGUUUGCCUGGGGGUUCGCUGACCCGUACAACGCCGAGCACUGUGAUUUCCUCAAGCUGAAAGAGGCCGUAUUCAACGAAUGGCGCUCUGACCUUCGCGAAGCGAGCCGUGUGGUCUGGUAUGAGAGGUGGAGAACCAGCCGCUUGAACCGUAAUGUUGCUGUGGCCAGCGCUGCACCCCAGAAGAAGCUGUAUGCGGGGAGAACUGGUCCGGAUAGCGACGUAAAGAGGGGCGGUUUGACUCACGGUCUGGCCGGCAGGAAUGUGGAUUCUGGACCCCAAGCUUUCUCGGCCGUCAUUCGUGAGACCAGUGGAUAUCUGUCGCACAUUAAUAUCGCGCCCAGUGGGCCGGCGUUGCGCUCGCAAGGCUGCAGAGGACUAAUACUGUACAGUUCUGCACCAUAUCUUGGCUCCUCUUGUGUGGGCGAUCGGCUGUCGCACUUGUCGCACUUACACCUACCCGUGGUGGACGACCCAUGGUCGCGAGGCCGUUCCAAGUCCCCAAGCGGCCGUAUCCGCGAGCGUUCCAAGUCUCGCGAUUAUCGCGAUCCAUCCGGCGGUGAUCCCCGCAGUUAUUACACCUCUGACCUCAAUGAUGGAAAGCUCCGCGCUCGAUCACGCAGCAGAGGUGUAAGCCCUGGUGGCGCUCAUCGGACUAGCUCGCGGUAUGGCGCUGCUGGUCCCGAUUUCCAGUCGGAUGGACGGGAAGCCUACCUGCGACCCGAACACGGCCGCGAUCAUUAUUAUCAAUCCGAUUCGGGAGAAAGCAAAGGGACAAGGCGUGACGCUGGGCCGCGCAAUUCACGCCAUCGUCUAUCUGUUCACUAUGAAAGUGAGUCUUCGCUCGACUCGCUGAGUUCGGACGAUGAUGAUGCGCUUGCAUAUGGUGAUCUUCCCGGGAGCCGCGACAACAAAACAUACGGAAUUUCAGGUCUCAAGCGCUAUAUGCCUAAGCUUGGUUCUACACGUCGCAAGGAUCCUGCUAUGAUGUCCGGGGCUCUUAAUAACGAUGCGGCCCACGGAAGCAGGCCGUCGCACUCUCACACCCCUUCGAGAGAAGAAAUCAAAGGUAGUUUCGCCAGUCCCGAGCCUUCCCCCUACGGCGGCUAUCCUGCAUCAUCCACAGCUCAGGCCAACUGGGCACCGGUCCCUGAGUGUGAGCGACCGGGCUUCGUGCCGCCAACUUCUCAGGCGCAAACUCCAUCCAUGCCCGGGGCGUUUCCGUAUCCUGCAACCACUGAGCCCUCUGUACCUGCUACAACCGCAGCCGCCACUACUUCCUCCGUACGCUACGUGACUCCACAGGGCUUGCAGGAGACUUAUUCAUCGUUUAAUGGCCGUCCGCUGUCGAUGCCUGGGGGCAACGCCUACCCUCAUGUGGCUUCGGCACAUCAGCGCACUGCUUCGGCUGCUUCAACUGACGCGACUGUCAAGACACCCUACGCUGCCCCACCUCAGUACCAAUACGCGCACAUUGAUCCAAAUGUCAAAUAUGCUUCUAAGAGCGCAGCAGAUAGUGCAGCCAAGCCGGUCGCAUACUCAGCAACACCUCAAUUCUCCACCAAAACGGGAACUACUGCGGCAAAACAGCCACAGGUUGCCGAUGUCAAAUAUUCUGCUAACCCUCAAUUCUCUAAGGUGCCUGCCACCAGCUCGGGCAAUAGGAUGGAGUAUGUCGAAAUAGCGCCUCGGACCACCACGCGUCCUCACAGUCGCUCCGUAUCUUCCGUCAAUAACCUCACGGUCGAGGGCCCCGACCCCACCGGCAGGCCUGCCAGUCCAAUGCUGGAGCCAUACAAAGGCACGUAUCAGAGCAUAUCACCCAUGCCAUCGCCGAUCGUCAUUGCCCCCAGGCUGGACGGCGAUAUUUCCGACAUGGAGCCUCUUGAGUAUGAUUCGGAUGAAGAACUCAGGGUACAUAGACGGAAGAAAUCCAAGGAUGAUCGAGAGCGUACGAAGUUGACAGUCGAACGCCCAAAGCGUGAGAGCAGCCGAAAGAGGGAGAGCAGCCGCGUGCGGUACGAACACCGUGCUUCUGGGGAACUUGAGAAUGUCGUGGUGAGAACCCCCAGUCGCAGCCAGAAACGCGUGUCAUUCUAUGAUGCGGGUCCGGAUGCCGCAGCGCUUCACGACGCCCUGGAACGGCCACGACAUCCCGAUAGAAAAGCCCUGAUCCGCAUACUGCCACGUUUGAGUGCAGAUGAAAUCAUGGAACUCCGCGACGAGUUCAAAAGACAUAACAAACUGCAUGGGAAGGGAAUCAACAUCGCCAAGCUCAUCAAACUUAGGGUUGGAGUCGAUGCGUUUGGCAAGGCGUGCCACGCCACCGCUCUUGGUCGAUGGGAAUCCGAAGGCUUCUGGGCGAAUUGCUUUUACCAGUUGGGCAACUCUAGGCGUGAACUCCUCAUCGAAUGUCUGUUUGGUCGCACUAACCGAGAGAUCCGCGAGAUCAAGAAGGGCUUCUCAGAUUCACGAUAUAAAGACAGUCUGGAGAGGUGUAUGAAGGCCGAGUUGAAAGGAGACAAAUUCCGCACGGCGGUGCUCCUUGUCCUGGAAGAGAGCCGACAGAGCGAGCGCGACCCAAUUGAUAUGCGCCUGGUGGACGAAGAUGUGCACAACUUGUAUGCCGCACUAAUGACACAACAUGGGGGAGAAACGCCCAUGAUCUACAUCAUUGUGCGGCGGAGUGAUUCGCAUUUACGAGAGGUCCUCCGUGCGUAUGAAAAGAGAUACGGCCACAAUUUUGCCAAAGCCAUGAUUAGCAAGUCCCGAAACCUGGUGGGAGAGACUCUUGCGCAUAUUCUCAAUGGAGCCAUCAACCGGCCGAUGCGCGAUGCUCAGCUCCUCCACCAAGCCCUUCGCGAGUCCCGCCCGGGGAAGGACCGGUCAGACCUACUGAUCUCGCGCCUCGUCCGGCUGCACUGGGAACCGCGGCACCUGGAGCGCGUGAAGGAUGACUUCAAGCAGCGAUACGGGCAGCGCCUGGAAUCGGCCAUCAAGGAAGAGGUGUUGACCAGCAGCGGCGAGAGCGACUGGGCGGAGUUUUGUAUCGAGUUGGCGCGCAGUUCGAAAGUCUUGGCUACUCGGGAUUACUAG
Aspergillus vadensis CBS 113365 is the source of this 4518-nucleotide messenger RNA. RefSeq names its product annexin ANXC4 (gene anxc4). Gene Ontology annotation, cellular component: septin complex; septin ring; cell division site. Bases 1 to 4518 code for a protein of 1505 amino acids. The transcript has 6 exons. NCBI's taxonomy places the organism in Eukaryota, Fungi, Ascomycota, Eurotiomycetes, Eurotiales, Aspergillaceae. Gene Ontology annotation, biological process: cytoskeleton-dependent cytokinesis. Gene Ontology annotation, molecular function: calcium ion binding; calcium-dependent phospholipid binding; GTPase activity. The record is from RefSeq and is a predicted model, not a curated record.